Messenger RNA from Amborella trichopoda, 1803 nucleotides. Its product is annotated as ubiquitin carboxyl-terminal hydrolase 6. Gene Ontology annotation, biological process: regulation of proteasomal protein catabolic process; proteasome-mediated ubiquitin-dependent protein catabolic process; protein deubiquitination. Gene Ontology annotation, molecular function: cysteine-type deubiquitinase activity; protein binding; proteasome binding. The record is from RefSeq and is a predicted model, not a curated record. NCBI's taxonomy places the organism in Eukaryota, Viridiplantae, Streptophyta, Magnoliopsida, Amborellales, Amborellaceae.
AUAUACCAAAAUAUUUGGGAGAGAAGUUCUGCGUUUCUUUUUCUCUCGUCGACAGUAACCUUUCCCUCUCUCCUGCGAACCAAGAAAACCUCCAAAGAUGCCAACAGUUAGUGUAAAAUGGCAAAAGGAAAUCUUUCCGGCUGUUGAAAUUGACACCAGCCAACCUCCACUAGUGUUCAAAUGCCAGUUGUAUGACCUAACUGGAGUGCCCCCAGAGCGGCAAAAAAUAAUGGUGAAGGGAGGUUUGUUGAAGGAUGAUGCAGAUUGGAAUGCAAUAGGGGUGAAAGAGGGUCAAAGAUUAAUGAUGAUGGGAACUGCAGAUGAGGUUGUAAAAACACCAGAAAAGGGUCCUGUAUUCGUGGAAGAUCUCCCUGAAGAUGAACAAGUAGUUGCUGUGGGGCACAGUGCUGGUCUAUAUAAUUUGGGGAAUACCUGCUACAUGAACUCAACCUUACAGUGCUUGCAUUCAGUUCCAGAGUUGAAGUCGGCUUUGUCAAAUUAUGCACAUUCUGGACGGAGAAGUGAUUUAGAUCCAACGUCCCAUCAGCUCACCGUUGCAACUAGGGAUCUGUUUGGCGAGCUUGAUCGAAAUUUCAAGCCUGUGUCCCCAAUGCAGUUUUGGAUGGUUUUGCGGAAGAAGUUUCCUCAAUUUGGUCAGCAGCAAAAUGGUUUCUUCAUGCAACAGGAUGCUGAGGAAUGUUGGACUCAACUUAUGUAUACGCUCUCACAAUCUCUCAAGUCACCUGAUCCAGGAGAAAAUCCAGAGACUGUGAAGAGACUGUUUGGAAUUGAGCUUGUCAGUAGGGUUCACUGCAAGGAAAGCAGUGAAGAAAGUCCAGAGACAGAGUCCGUAUAUGCCCUAAAAUGUCACAUAUCACAGGAGGUGAACCACUUGCAUGAGGGCCUAAAACAUGGUCUCAAAUCAGAACUAGAGAAGGUUUCUCCUGCUUUGGGUCGCAGUGCAGUUUAUUUGAAGGAGUCAUGUAUCAAUGAUUUGCCUAGGUAUUUGACAGUUCAAUUUGUUCGAUUCUUUUGGAAAAGGGAGUCAAAUCAGAAGGCCAAGAUAUUACGGAAAGUGGACUAUCCGUUGGAGCUUGAUGUUUUUGACCUGUGUUCGGAAUCCCUCAAGAGUAAACUUCAGACCCCUCGCCAGAUUCUAAGAGAUGAAGAAGGUGCCAAGCUUGGAUUAAAGAAAAAUGAAUCGAAGGAUAAAGAAGCUCAAACACCUAAAACCGAGGUAGGAGCAAAUGAAAAUGGACAGUCAUCCACAGGUGCUGCACUUGAAGAGAAAGAGAUGCAUAUGACUGGAAUUUAUGACCUUGUUGCUGUGCUGACUCACAAGGGCAGGAGUGCUGAUUCUGGUCAUUAUGUUGCUUGGGUAAAACAAGAAAGUGGAAAAUGGAUCGAAUAUGAUGAUGAAAAUCCCAUCCCCCAAAGGGAGGAAGACAUUACAAAGCUAUCUGGUGGAGGAGACUGGCAUAUGGCUUACAUUUGUAUGUAUAAAGCUCGACUAGUUCAGGUUUAAUUGAUCUUCCACAUUUUGAGCACAAUAAACUAAAUUCAUUCACUUAUGAUCAAGUGUAAAGAUUAUACAGGCCUUCAAGAGUUGUUUUGUGUCUGAGGUGAGUCAUUGGAUUGCAUAAAUAUUUUUUCAAGAUGUGGCGAAACCAAGUACAUUCUCUCUCUCUCUCUCUCUCUCUCUCUCUCAUAUUUUUUGUUAGAACUUUGUAAAUCGUCAUGGUCUGCUGACUAUCUGAAUGGUGCCUAAACUUUUCAUGUAUAAAUUGCUUCUUAGACAGAUCA